GUGACUGUUUUAUUUUGACUCCGGCAGCGCAGACCGCUGGUGGCCCCUUUGUGUGCAUCGCCGUUUCCUCACACAGCUUCCCAGAGACAAUGAGAGGGCUCCUACAAGUCUCAAAAUAACAAACUGUGACUCCGUAUCUGAAAAAACUGGCUGCGGCACCCUGUGGGUCCCGAUAUGAGGAUACAAGAAACCGAAUCGCGCAGACCUGCAAGUGAAAAUAAUAAGAGUAGUUUAAUAAUACUGUGGAUCGGAAUGGAAAUGCGGAAAAGGGUGUUCGGUAAAGUGUCCCGUUGUUUGAUAAUCCUUCUGCACGGAGUUCGAUUUCACAGAUAUCACCUCGCACCAUCUACUAUUCAGACUGGACAUAAAGUUCAGACAUUUUCAAGUUUAUUUCAUUGCACUUCUGACCCAAGUCAUGAAUAACGAGUUCUCGGAAUGACUUUUAUUCCGUCUCCUAUUUCUGAUCUGUGUGUCCUCAUUGAUCAGAUCAUGUGGUUCAGUUGGGCUUACUGUGGACCCCUGUGAAGUGGAACGGCUCUGAGGUCUGAUAGUGAUCCGGCAAGUCUGCCCUGACGGCUUUCUUAAGGCUGACUGCUGUGAGGGUGGUCCCGCUUUCUUAAGGCUGACCACUGUGAGCGUGGUCCCACACGCGUGUGGAUUCACACAAUGACUGCUGCUUCUUAAGAGCUGAUGUCUGAAUCUCUCCAGUUUCCACACCUGUAUCCUCAGAAAAUCUCUUUCUUACUGGGUGCCAGAGGGAAAGUGCAGACCCUCCAGGGGUGGCCAGCUCGGUGGCUGCCUUCCCAGCCUGCAUCUGGGCACUUGGUGGACUUGUCUGUCCUCGGACACGGGGAGCUCUGUGGAGCCAUGGAGCACCUUGUGACGGAGCUGAAUGUCCUCCUGAAGCUGCUGGACCAUGAGUCCCUAAGUGCCGCCACAGUGGAGAAGAAGAUGGCUGUCAGGAACUUGCUGAAACAGCUACACCCUUCAGUGAAUGGAACCGACUUCACAUACAUGAACACCUCCAUCUGCAGAAAUGGCACCAGCUUUGUGGAGUCCCUGUUCGAGGAGUUUGACUGUGACCUGCGAGACCUCAGGGAUGCAACAGACGAGCAAAAGGACGAGAGGGAGGAGGAAACACGGGAGACACCCCCCCCUAAAUCGAGCCCAGUAGACACACCACCCCCCCUGCCCACAACUCCACCUCCAGAAGAUUACUAUGAGGAGGCUGUGCCCCUCAGUCCAGGCAAGGCCCCCCAGUACAUCACCACACGGGGCAGCUCAAGCCCCCCCAACUCCAUUGAUGGAUACUAUGAAGAUGCUGACAGCAACUACCCCACUACCUGCAUUAAUGGUCAACAUAAGAAUUCUUAUAAUGACUCAGACGCUCUGAGCAGCUCCUACGAGUCCUACGAUGAGGAGGAGGAGGAGGCAAAGGCCCAGCGUCUAACUCAUCAGUGGCCGUCGGAGGAAAACUCCAUGGGUCCCGUGAAGGACUGCCGCAUCUGUGCCUUCCUCCUGAAGAAGAAGAGGUUUGGCCAGUGGGCCAAGCAACUGACCGUCAUCCGAGAGAACAGGCUGUUGUGCUACAAGAGCUCCAAGGAUCACACGCCAUACAUGGACCUGCCCCUCAGCCUGUGCAGUGUCGUCUAUGUGCCCAAGGACGGGCGCCGCAAGAAGCACGAGCUGCGCUUCUCGCUGCCCGGCGGGGAGGCUCUGGUGCUGGCCGUGCAGAGCAAGGAGCAGGCAGAGGGCUGGCUCAGGAUCAUCCGUGAGGUCAGCAGCCCUGGCCCGAGCAGCACCAGCUCCGACGCCUCCAGCUCACCCUCUAACGUCUACAAGACAGAACUGGACAAGAGACUGGCAGCUGAGAAGCAUACCUCUGAUUCAGACUUCGUGGCAACGGGAGACAUAUGCACCCUAACCAGGGACAACCGUGAUCAUGGGAAGGCUAAGCGUGGUGCACUGUCGGAACUCACGGGGUCGGUGAGUCGGGCCGCUGGGCGCAAGAUCACUCGCAUCAUUAGCUUCUCGAAGAAGAAGCCCUCGCAGCCUGAGGAGCCCCGCACCUCCUCGCCCGAUGACGACGACCCUCGCAGCGGGUACCUGAGUGUGCUGAUGAACCAGUGCUGGAAGGAGCGGUGGUGCAGUGUGAGAGGGGGGUCCCUGUACCUCCACCGAGACCGCGGUGACCAGCGCACCCACCUCAGCAGCAUCGCACUCCACGGCUGUGAGGUCAUGCCCGGCCUGGGCCACAAGCACCCCUUUGCCUUCCGGAUCCUGCGGGGUGGCAAUGAAGUGGCAGCAUUAGAGGCCAGCUGCUCGGAGGAGAUGGGCCGCUGGCUGGGGAUCCUCUUGGCUGGGACAGGUUGCUCCACAGAUCCGGAGUCCUUGCACUACGACUACGUGGAUGUGGAGACCAUCGCCAACAUCCGCGAUGCUGCCCGCCACUCCUUCCUGUGGGCGACCGCGGACUCCAGGACCUACGACGAGGUCCCUUUUGAGAGAGCACAGCCAGAAGAAGGGGCUCCUAAGCCAGGAGCUCAGGUGAAGCGUCACUCCUCAUUCUCCAGCAGAGACACUCAGAAGGUCACCUCCUUGGUCACAGUCAAACGGCAUGGCUCCAAUGCAAAUCAGUACGGGAAGUAUGGAAAGACCCGUGCCGAGGAAGAUGCACGGAAGUACCUGAUGGAGAAGGAGGCACUGGAAAGGGAGAGGGAUGCGAUCAGAAACAGCCUGCUCUCAUUGCGCAAAGAAAAGAGGGAAGCCAAGGAGGAGCUGAAGGGUGCUACGGGUAAACAGAAGAAGAUCUUGGAGGAGCGUGUGGCCCAUCUGGAGGAGGGCUGCCGGGGAAAAGAGGCAGACCGCGUGGAUCUGGAGCUCAAGCUGACGGAGGUGAAGGAGAACCUGAAGAAGUCACUGGCAGGAGGAGUGCUGGGAGCUGCGGGGGACGUCAAGCAGGCGCCCAAGAGCGGCAAAGCCGAGGGCCUCUACAGUGACUCGUCUUUACCAGUCAACUGCGCCGCCGAAAUGCGAAAGCGCCCCCCCUCCAUCUAUGCAUCCAACAAGGGGAGCGUGAUGCAGAAGGCCAAGGAAUGGGAGCUGAAGAAGGGCACUUAAAGAAGGUUCUGGUCCGUAGGCGUUCGCACUGGAGGAUAAUGUAUCAUUGGCGAGAGGGGUGGACCCCUUCUAGCUACAGAUACAAACAGACACACACAAACACACGAAUUGAAACACUUAAAAACUGCCCUCUUCCUCUGAUUGGACGACUGAGAGAGUGUCGUGCCAUGGAAACCGGGGAAGGUGCUGCCCUGCCACUCCUUCAGGACCACAGCACACAUUACAGAUGGCUGGGAAUCAUACACCGGCAGACGGCCGUGUGCGAGAGGACUCCUGUCUGCGGAUAAGCAGCGAGACAGAUGGACCUGGCUGGACGAAAUGUGUGAAGAUGAUGGAAAAGACACUGCUUCAGUCAUCACUAAAGAGGACGACAUGCGAAUACUGUGAGAUACUCAGCAAGAGGCUUUAAGAAAAGUAUUUUUAAGUAUUAUAUUGUUAUACUGCUGUAAAACAGGAAAGACAGAUAUGUUUUGUAUGUUUUUAUUUUUAUUGUGCAAUGUUGUCACUGUAACUAAAGGAAAAUGUGUAGUAAUAAAGUUAUUGAAGAUUGUCUAUGAAACAUCCUGGUCAACAAGCAAGCAGAGGAUGCUGCUGGAUCUAUCCCAGAAAUAUCCCAGGCACUUCUGGCCAUUGUCUCUUUCAAACAGUUUGGGAUCAGCAAAUAUUGAAUUAUGUUCACAUCUUUGGACAGACAUUGUUAUCAUUUUGCAAGAGCUAACAAUGGUAAUUAUGUUACAGAGCUUAUAUUUCAACUACAGUUUCUUAUUAACCCUUAUCUGGCUUUAGCACUUUACUGUUUUUCAUUACUUUUUUACAUGGAGACGGUGACGGGGGAAUAAUAAUAAUAAAAAAAUGCAUAUUCUGCACCAAA
This is a messenger RNA of Paramormyrops kingsleyae, 3991 nucleotides long. Its product is annotated as actin filament-associated protein 1-like 1. NCBI's taxonomy places the organism in Eukaryota, Metazoa, Chordata, Actinopteri, Osteoglossiformes, Mormyridae. Gene Ontology annotation, molecular function: SH3 domain binding. The record is from RefSeq and is a predicted model, not a curated record. Gene Ontology annotation, cellular component: cytosol.